This is a messenger RNA of Neomonachus schauinslandi (Hawaiian monk seal), 1059 nucleotides long. RefSeq names its product deoxythymidylate kinase (gene DTYMK). NCBI's taxonomy places the organism in Eukaryota, Metazoa, Chordata, Mammalia, Carnivora, Phocidae. Gene Ontology annotation, cellular component: mitochondrion; cytosol; nucleus. Bases 65 to 763 code for a protein of 232 amino acids. The record is from RefSeq and is a predicted model, not a curated record. Gene Ontology annotation, biological process: dTTP biosynthetic process; dTDP biosynthetic process; dUDP biosynthetic process. Gene Ontology annotation, molecular function: ATP binding; dTMP kinase activity. The transcript is spliced from 5 exons.
CCCAGUGCGCCCCGCGGACAGGUCCAUUUCAGCCAAUCCCGGCGCGCGCCGGGGACGCCCGCCAAUGGGAGCUCCGAGCGGCGCUGGGACGCGCGGUGGCGGCGGGCGGCGGGAAAGCGCGAGGAUGGCGGGCCGGCGCGGGGCCCUCAUCGUGCUGGAGGGCGUGGACCGCGCCGGCAAGAGCACGCAGAGCCGCAAGCUGGUGGCCGCGCUGUGCGCCGCGGGCCACCGCGCCGAGCUGCUCCGUUUCCCGGAAAGAUCAACCGAAAUUGGCAAACUUCUGAGUUCUUACUUGGAAAAGAAAAGUGAGGUGGAGGACCACUCGGUGCACCUACUUUUCUCCGCGAACCGCUGGGAGCAAGUGCCGCUGAUUAAGAAGAAGUUGAGCCAGGGCGUCACCCUCGUUGUUGACAGAUAUGCAUUUUCUGGUGUCGCCUUCACCAGCGCCAAGGAGAAUUUUUCCCUGGAUUGGUGCAAGCAGCCAGAUGUGGGCCUCCCCAAGCCGGACCUGGUGGUGUUCCUUCAGUUACGGUUGGCCGAGGCUGCCAUGCGGGGCGAGUUUGGCCGUGAACGCUACGAGAACGGGAACUUCCAGGAGCGGGCACUGCACCGCUUCCACCAGCUGAUGGCGGAUGAGACUUUGAACUGGAAGAUGGUCGACGCUUCCAAAAGCAUCGAAGAUGUCCACAAGGAAAUCCACGCCCUCUGUGUGUACACCAUCCAGGCUGCCGCGCAGAGGCCGCUGGGGGAGCUGUGGAAGUAGCCAUGCCGCGCCCCCUCCUGUGGUCCUGCGAGGCCGAGCUGGGGGUACGUGGAUGCCCGGACGACGUGCUCACGGAGCAGGACGCAGAGACAAGCAGCUGCGGGUCAGCCCCCAGGAGCCCGCGGGGCGUGCUGUGGUGCCGCUGUCCUCGGUCCUCUCUCUCACCCCCAAGAUACCAGUAAAUUACUGUGUUUUGUGCUUUCGUAUGGGAAUUUAACACACAGGCAGGCAGUUUCAGUGAAAUGGCAGUUAAAAUUCUCCCGAAUUUCUUACAGGCACUAAUAAAAAUUCAUUUG